This is a messenger RNA of Impatiens glandulifera, 426 nucleotides long. Its product is annotated as heavy metal-associated isoprenylated plant protein 29-like. Gene Ontology annotation, molecular function: metal ion binding. The transcript has 2 exons. The coding region runs from base 4 to 426 and encodes 140 amino acids. The record is from RefSeq and is a predicted model, not a curated record. NCBI's taxonomy places the organism in Eukaryota, Viridiplantae, Streptophyta, Magnoliopsida, Ericales, Balsaminaceae.
GAGAUGCAAGUGUAUAUGGACUGUCCAGGAUGUGAGGCCAAGGUCAAAAAAGCUCUUCAAAAGCUUCAUGGAGUUGAUUCGGUGGACAUAGACAUGGGGAAGCAAAAGGUGACCGUAACCGGUGUUGUAGACCAACGAAAGGUGUUGAAGACGGUUAGAGGGACCGGAAGGACCGCGGUUCUGUGGCCAUACCCUUACAAUCCGGAAUAUCAUGAUUUUACUCGUCGUUAUUAUUUCAAACAUCAGAGUUAUCCGGCCACACACCAUGCAACGGUUGCGUCGUCUCCUUAUAACUAUGACAUUCAUGGAUACAACGGUCAUGAACAUGGCUACUAUCAAAAGCCGCCUUACACUGCUCUUAUAGAUGAAAAGGUUAGCUCUAUGUUUAGUGAUGACAAUACCAAUUCCUCUUGCUCCAUAAUGUGA